AUGGAAAGAACGGUUAACAGGAGGCUGACCUGGUUUCUUGAGACUAACGAUAUUCUUAGGAGUGAACAAGCAGGUUUUAGGCCACAAAGAUCAACAAAUCAACAAGUAGCCACUUUCUCCCAACACAUUAAAGAUGCCCUUGAUGCAAGAAAUACCCUUACGGCUGUUUUCGUAGACUUCAAAUCAGCAUAUGACUUAGUAUGGAAAGAGAAGCUAAUUCUAAAAUUAGCAAAGAUUGGUAUUAAGCAUAACAUGCUAAAUUGGACAAAAGCAUUCAUUGGACAAAGAUCGUGUAAAGUCAGAUAUGGAAAUGCUCUAUCAAAAUCCAAUCUUUUACAACCAGGUCUUCCACAGGGAGCUGUCACAAGCUGCACUCUUUUCAAUGCCUUCAUCAAUGACAUAGCCGAAUUGGUACAGACAGUGGCGGGCAUCAAGUGCUUACUUUACGCAAAUGAUCUGGUACUAUGGUAUUCCGCCCCCAAGAAAAACGCUCAGGAGAGGACAGAAAGUGCCCUAAAUUGUGCACUUAAACUACUAGCAAACUGGUGCGACAACAAUGGAAUGGUAAUCAACACUGCAAAAACUGCAUUCCAAACUUUUUCUUUGGCCCAUCACAGCAUAAACCCGAUUCUAAGAUUUGGACCUAUAUUAGGAGCACUAGCAGCAGCUUACUUGGGAAGAAAAUGCUCUGGAUGCGGAACUUCACUCCAAGUCACUAGAUUUGAAUAUCAGUCUCGUCAUACUUGA
Rodentolepis nana is the source of this 747-nucleotide messenger RNA. Lineage: Eukaryota; Metazoa; Platyhelminthes; Cestoda; Cyclophyllidea; Hymenolepididae. The record is from the annotation of a GenBank genome assembly.